Molecule: messenger RNA, 6363 nt
Organism: Brachypodium distachyon (stiff brome)
Lineage: Eukaryota; Viridiplantae; Streptophyta; Magnoliopsida; Poales; Poaceae
Product: rRNA biogenesis protein RRP5
Exons: 40
Coding region: 364-6084 (1906 amino acids)
Biological process (GO): rRNA processing
Cellular component (GO): nucleolus; nucleus; small-subunit processome
Molecular function (GO): protein binding; RNA binding
Source: RefSeq, a predicted model, not a curated record
ACCCCCCUUCUCCCCGAUUCGUGCACUCGGCCCUCCCCUAGCAGCGCUCCGCCGGAAGCAGCUCGCCGUCGCCUCGCCGCUGCCUGCGUCGGCACCACGCCUCGCAGCCUCCGUCGGCGCCGCGCCGCGCCGCCGCCUGCGUCUAUGGUUGCGCCGCACAGCUGUACACCAGCCAGAGUAAUAACUCAUCACCCCUUCCCCUAAACCUCAGCUGAAACCUAAACCCUCCCCCAUACGUCGGCGCCGCCGCUCACACCAACCUCAGAGCCGUCUUCUCCUCCACGGAUCCACCUGGUCCGCCUCAUACGGUUGGAUUCUCGAUACAACCGUUCUCCCAUCUCUCCCUGCGCUCGCGGCGCUGCCAUGGCACCGCACGGUGAUAGGAAGAAGGGUAAGGCCCCGGCCCGCCCGAGCAAGCCGGAACUGCGGCCUAACCGCAAGGAAUUCAAAAACCACCGAAAUGAGGAGGUUGAGAAAGGGGGUGGUGGAAAGCAGCAGGAGCAGGAGCCGGAGCCGCAUUCUGCAGCGCUCUUCACCGCCGACGACGACGGUGCCUUCCCGAGAGGAGGACGCAGCCUCCUGAGCAGGGAUGAGAUGGCAGAGGCGCGCACGGAGGCAGAUGCAGAGUUCGAGAAGGAGGAGAGAAGGGGGGCGAAGAAGAGGAAAUCCAACAUCUCUAUAGGAAUUGACGCUGAUGAUGAUUUGGGGACCCUUUUCGGUGGUGCUACCACUGGGAAGCUCCCACGCUUUGCCAAUCGCAUUACCUUGAAGAAUAUUUCACCAAAUAUGAAGCUUUGGGGUGUUGUAAUUGAAGUUAACCAAAAAGAUGUUAUAGUAAGUCUACCUGGUGGAAUGAGAGGGUUUGUUCGCAAAGACGAAGUGUCUGACCUUGCUCUGCACGGAAAUCACAAGGAUAGUGAGAGCAGUAUAUGUGCUGAAGUUGUCCAUGUUGGUCAGCUCGUACCUUGUGUAGUUCUACGAGUUGAUGAUGAUAAGAAAGAAGGAAAAGUAAACAAACGGGUCUGGUUAUCAUUGAGGUUGACACUCAUUUACAAGGGUCUUUCUCUUGAUGGUAUCCAGGAUGGAAUGGUACUCACUGCCCAAGUGAAAAGCGUUGAGGACCAUGGUUACAUUCUUUAUUUCGGAGUAUCCACCUUUAGUGGAUUUAUGCCAAAAUGUGACAAAGAAACUGUGAAGAUUGAGAGCGGACAACUCGUGCAAUGUGUUGUGAAGGCAAUCGAUAAAGCUCGAGCUAUUAUUCACUUGAGUUGUGAUGAAGACUUGCUCUCCAAAUCCAUCAUUAAAGAUCUGAAAGGCCUUUCUAUUGAUCAUCUAAUUCCUGGCAUGAUGAUGAAUGCACGUGUUCAUACAGUUCUUGAAAAUGGAGUUAUGCUGUCAUUUCUUACUUAUUUCACUGGAACCGCUGAUAUUUUUAAUUUGUCAAACUCAUUUCCCUCUGGUAAUUGGAAAGAUGAUUACAGUAAGAAUAAGAAGGUAAAUGCCCGAAUCUUAUUCGUUGAUCCGUCGACAAGAGCAGUUGGGCUUACAUUGAACCAGCACUUACUUCGUUUUGAAGUACCCCCUGUUAAUGUUAAAGUUGGAGAAAUCUAUGAGAGAUCUCGGGUUCUGAGGAUGGAUAAAAGGGCCGGUCUUUUUCUUGAAAUACCUUCUCCAACUCCAUCACCUGGAUUUGUUAGUAUACAUGAUGUAUCAGACAAGGAUGUGAAGAAAGUUGAGAAGAAAUUUAAGGAAGGCAGCAUCACACGUGUCCGUGUACUUGGAGUGCGACAUCUUGAAGGAGUUGCGCUAGGCACCCUAAAAGACAGUGCUUUUGAAGGUUCUGUUUUCACCCAUGCUGAUGUCAAACCAGGAAUGGUAGUGAGAGCUAAGGUUGUUACUGUUGGGCCUUUGGAAGCAAUCGUGCAGUUUGCAGGUGGUGUGAAAGCACUUUGCCCGCUUCGUCACAUGUCUGAGUUAGAUAAUGUUGUAAAGCCACCGAAGAAAUUUAAGGUUGGAGCUGAAUUACUUUUCCGUGUUUUGGGUUGCAAAUCCAAGAGAAUAACAGUGACAUACAAGAAAUCGCUGGUCAAAUCAAAACUUGAAGUGUUGGCCUCAUAUGCUGAUGCCAAGAUUGGUUUAGUGACUCAUGGAUGGAUUACUAAAAUAGAAAAGCACGGUUGCUUUGUGAGAUUUUACAACGGAGUUAAGGGUUUUGUGAGCAGAUCUGAGCUUGGACUAGAGCCAGGUACUGAAGCUGGGAGUGUUUAUCAUGUUGGGCAAGUUGUCAAAUGUAGAAUUGUCAGUGUUGUCCCUGCUUCAAUGAAACUAAAUGUUAGUUUUGCAACAUCUUCUAAUAGGAUUAUUCAAGCCGAUACUGCGAAGGUGGGUACUAUUGUCUCUGCUGUUGUGGAGCGGCUUACUCCUGCAGCUGUUGUUGUCAGUGUAAAUGGCUUCUCCAAGGGAUCUAUACUUGACGAGCAUUUGGCCGAUCAUCAUGGCCAAGCUGCUCAGUUGAAGAAUUUAUUGAAGCCUGGCCAUGAGUUCAACCAGCUUCUAGUUCUUGAUACCGAAGGGCAAAAUUUAAUUCUUUCUGCUAAACAGUCACUUAUCAACAGUGCAAAUGACAUUCCAUCAGAGAUAUCGCAGAUGCAAGCGGGAGCUGUAGUUCAUGGUUAUAUUUGCAACAUCAUAGAAGCUGGUUGUUUUGUUCGCUUUCUUGGACAUCUGACUGGUUUCUCUCCCAAGGAUAAAGCAGUUGAUAUACCAAUGGAAAAGCUUUCUGCUGCGUUCUUUGUUGGCCAAUCAGUUCGAAGUCACAUCCUCAACGUAAAUGCAGAAUCUGCCCGAUUGAAGCUUUCACUGCAACAGUCUGUGUGCUCUUCACCAGAUUGUUCCUUUAUGCAAGGAUACUUUCUUCUGGAUCAGAAGAUUGCGGAAAUGAAGUAUUCAGGUAGCAGUACUUCUCAUGAUUGGAAGAAAUCUCUUGGCAUUGGCAGCUUGGUUAAGGGGGAGGUGGGAGCAGUAGAAGAAUAUGGUGUUAUCCUUAACUUCAAAGACCAUCCUGAUGUUGUUGGCCUGAUUGAACAUCAUCAACUUGGUGGCAGUACUGUAAAAGUGGGUUCUUCUGUGAAGGGUCUUAUUGUGGAUUUAUCUGAUGGAGUUGUAAAUUUAUCCCUUAAGCCGGAACUAAUUGGCAGUGUCAGCAUGGAUGGAAAAAAGAAGAAACGUCACAGAGCUGCGGUUUUGGACUUGGAGCUUCAUGAAGAAGUGAAUGCAGUUGUGGAGAUAGUCAAAGAGAGCUAUGUGGUUCUUUCUGUCCCCGAGUAUAAUCAUGCAAUAGGUUUUGCACCAUUGAUGGAUUACAACUCUCAGCUGCUUCCUCACCACCAUUAUGAUAAUGGGCAGCGCAUUACUGUCGUUGUUGGAAGUAUCCCAAGUUCUGACCCUUCUGGAAGACUUAUCCUACUCCCGAAAACAUCAGGGCAGGGUUCUGGUCUCUCUAGUUCUAGAAAAGCGAAGAAAUUGUCCGACAAAGUUGGGUCACUUGUUGAAGCAGAGGUUAUCGAUAUCAAGCCACUUGAGCUUAUUGUGAAAUUUGGUGUCAAUCAUCAUGGGAGGAUUCAUAUUACCGAGGUCCUUGAAGAUGAUUGCAGUGAGCAUCCUUUUAGUAAACUCAGAAUUGGGCAAAAGAUCCAUGCAAGAGUUGUUGCCCAAGCUGAACAUUCAGCAAAUAGCGGCAGAAAACUAAAAUGGGAACUGUCUAUUAGACCAUCUGUGCUUCAAGGAGAGUCCAAACAAUUAAAUGCCCUUGAAAACAAAUCAAACCAUUCAGUGAAUGGAAUUGUGCGUGCUUAUGUCGUCAAGGUGGACAGGGAGUGGGUCUGGUUAACUGUAUCAAGAAAUGUUACGGCGCAUUUAUUUAUUCUCGAUAGUUCCGUUGAGCCCAUUGAACUAAAAGAGUUCCAACAGCGGUACCGUGUCGGCCAAGCAGUGAAAGGAUAUAUUAUUGGGGUGAAUAGAGAGAAAAAGUUGUUGAGGCUGAAAGCACUUGAUAACCAAGCCAUGCUCAAGAAUAUAGAUGACACCCAAAAACCAAUCUCUUCUAUUGCUGAACAUACAAAGGAAGGCGAUAUAAUUGGUGGACGCAUUCAAAAGAUUCUACCUGGUGUUGGUGGGCUACUCAUCCAGAUUGGACCUCAUCUUCAUGGAAGGGUUCAUUAUACUGAAAUUGUUGAUUCGUGGGUACCAGAACCCCUUUCUGGAUUCCAUGAAGGUCAGUUCGUGAAGUGCAAGGUCCUGGCUGUAAGCCGCCCAUCUGAAGGAUCUGUCCGAGUAGAACUGUCACUUCGUUCAUCUAUCCUAUGCACAAGUCAUGACCCAUCAAGAAAACUAGUUGAUGAUUCGGCAACUUGCACUACCCGGUUUGAGAACGUCAAUGAUCUGUCCCCUGGAUCAGAGGUUAAGGGUUAUGUGAAGAACGUGAAUGCCAAAGGUUGUUUCAUUAUGCUUUCUCGAAUGAUCGAGGCUAGGAUUAUUUUGUCAAAUUUGUCAGAUGAGUAUGUCGAAAAUCCUCAGAAGGAUUUCUCGGUUGGAAUGCUUGUACACGGAAGGGUCUUGUCUGCAGAACCACUAUCAGGGAAAGUUGAAGUAUCACUUAGGAAGGGCACAGGUAGCAAAUCACAGAAGUCGGAUGGCAUUAGUUACAGUGAUCUGCAUGUUGGGGACAUCAUUGAUGGUCAAGUUAAACGGGUUGAAUCCUAUGGAUUAUUUGUGACAAUCCAGAGCAGUGAACUGGUGGGCUUGUGUCAUGUAUCAGAACUUUCUGAUGAGCCAGUUCUUGAUAUUAACUCUUGCUACAAAGCUGGUGAUAUGGUUAAAGCCAAGAUUUUGAAGAUUGACGAGGAACGGCGCCGAGUGUCCCUUGGCAUGAAGAAAUCUUAUUUUGUCUCUGGUCUGACUGAUGGUAUAAAUGACGACGACGAUGAUGAUGAAAGGGUUCCUAUGGACAUCAAUCAUGUCCCUGAGAUGUCUAGUGAUUUGAACAGCGCCUUAGUUGUUCCAGAGCCAGAACCCAGGGCUUCUGUGUUGCCACUUCAAGUCUCCUUGGAUGAAUAUGAAGGUUCUGACCAAGAUAGUGAUGAUAAAGGUCCUAAAAUUGCUAAUGGAACUGGAUCAAUUGUUCAAAAGAGCGAUAAACGGUUGAAGGAGAAGGCGAGGAAACAAAGGGAACUAGAUAUCAGUGCCUUGGAGGAAAGGGCUUUACAGAAAGAUAUACCAAAAACUCCAGAUGAAUUUGAGAAGUUGGUCCGGAGCUCUCCAAACAGUAGCUUUGUCUGGAUAAACUAUAUGGCAUUUUUGUUAGACCUUGCAGAUGUUGAGAAAGCACGUUCAGUAGCUGAAAGGGCUUUGAGAACAAUAAACAUGCGAGAAGAGGAGGAGAAACUCAAUGUAUGGGUAGCAUACUUUAAUCUUGAAAAUGAAUAUGGUUGUCCACGGGAGGAUGCUGUCAAGAAAAUAUUCCAGAGAGCCAUGCAGUAUUGUGAUCCCAAAAAGGUGCACUUGGCUCUUCUUGGAAUGUAUGAGAGAACUGACCAGCACGAACUGGCAGAUGAACUUUUCGAUAGAAUGACCAAAAGAUUCAAGACUUCAUGCAAGAUCUGGUUGCGCCGCAUUCAAUUUUCUCUCAAGCAAGGCAGGGAUGUUGAAUACAUCAAAUCCAUCAUAAACCGUGCGCUUCUAAGUCUGCCACAGAGCAAGCGUAUUAAAUUUCUCUCACAGACUGCUAUCCUGGAGUUCAAGUGUGGGGUGCCUGAGGAAGGGAGAUCCAGAUUUGAGCUUAUCUUAAGGGAGUAUCCAAAAAGAACAGAUCUUUGGAGUGUUUACCUUGACCAAGAAAUUCGCCUUGGUGACACGGACGUUAUACGGGCAUUAUUUGAUAGAGUGACAUGCCUUAGUCUUCCUCCAAAAAAGAUGAAGUUCUUGUUCAAGAAAUACCUGGCAUACGAGAAGUCUCAGGGCGACAGAGAAAGAAUGGAGCUUGUGAUGCAGAAGGCAACGGAGUAUGCUAAGAUUUCACAAGCCUAAUGUACGAUCUAUGCACAAGUGUCUGCUGCUUCGCGAUCACGGAUGGUGAUUCUGUGACUAGGUCUCUGGUCGAACUCACCUGAAUUGCUGCUUGAUGAGAGGACCACAAUUUUGUUCGGUGUUAGUGUUAGCGGGGAAGAAACUUUGUAGAAUACUCGUAAACUUUAGCUUGUAUGCCUUGCGGCAUGUCUUUGCCAAUUUUUAGUGUUGUGUAAACCUGAGUCAGAAAGAACGUUUCUUGUUCUAGUGGAAAUUUGCAAAGAUGGUUCACUUUCCUUA